Molecule: messenger RNA, 2724 nt
Organism: Zerene cesonia (dogface butterfly)
Lineage: Eukaryota; Metazoa; Arthropoda; Insecta; Lepidoptera; Pieridae
Gene: Seipin
Product: seipin
Exons: 8
Coding region: 340-1341 (333 amino acids)
Biological process (GO): lipid storage; lipid droplet organization
Cellular component (GO): endoplasmic reticulum membrane
Source: RefSeq, a predicted model, not a curated record
GUUGUCAAAUAAAGACACCGGCUCCGAACGAUUAUGAUUUGACAUUUCACCUUUUAUUUUGUAAAUAAAAAAGAAAAAUUGAAUAAUUUGGUGAUAAACACUGCUACUCUAUUGAUUUUGUGUCCCAAUUAAUUAUCUCUAAGAUACUCGGCGACUACUGAGUACUGGCCAUUCCUACAUAGUAUUGUUAUCAGAAUUCCUCGCCCUCGUUAUGUUUUAUCUUGUUAAUAAAUUAUCGUUGAAAUAAUAAUCAACGUUAUCGUUCCGAUAGAUCCUAGUUCCGUUUCCUUGACCGUUUGUAUCAAAGUCACAUUAUUUCUAACAUAGAACGAAGGAAAAAUGUCGCUUGUACGUUAUUUAAACCCUUUUAUGGUAUUUAGAGAAUUUAUCAGUCGACCGGUCGAAAGUUUUGUCACGGACCAAUAUAUUGGGUAUAAGAGAAAAACCAAUGAUAGUAUAACGAGUAUAAAAGAUCUAUUGUACAGAGCUGGAAUAGUUUUAGUGUUUUUUUCGGCUAUAUUGUGGAUUUCAGUGUUUAUGUACAUUAUAUUUUAUUAUACAUAUAUGCCAAACGUUACUCAUGUGAGGCCUGUUCAUUUGCAAUUCAAGUCAUGUGAGGAUCAAAUGGGUUUAUGUUCAUUUCCAUAUGCCUAUGUGCAACUAACUAAGGGCAGUUAUGUGUUGAUGUCGGGCCAGCCUUACAGGAUCAAAAUAGUGAUGGAUGUACCUGAAUCGCCAAAUAAUAAGAACUUAGGUAUGUUUAUGGUAUGUUUACAAAUGCGUGGCAAAGGCGGGACUUUAAUAUCAUCUUCUUGUAGAUCAGCUAUGCUUAGUUACAGAUCACGGCUGCACUACUACAUUCGUACGGCGGUGUACUCGCCUCUGUUCUUAUCAGGAAUAGAGGACGAGAGACAGGAACUGCAGGUGGAACUAUUUAGUCAUUUCGAAGACGAUCCCAACACACCCGUGACAGACGCGUACGUGGAACUCCAAUCCCGCUACGUGCAAGUACACACGUGCUCUCUGCACAUAGAGGCGCACUUCUCGGGGCUCCGGUACGCGAUGUACUACUGGCCGAAGACCUCCGCCCUCCUCGGUAUAUCGACAAAUCUGUUCUUUACGUCCCUGGUGUUCAUUUUGAGCUGGUAUCACCUACAAGAUGGCUUGCCUGAGUUUAUUAAGAAAAACCUCAAGAAGGAAAUCAAACGCGAACCGGACGAUGAGAAGAAACCAAUUGGAAAGAUAAAGCUUGAAAGAGAAGAUUCAUUUCCCUUCAUAGAAGAAGAGGCGUUGAUAGAAGAAUUCAGAAGCUUAGAGAAAAAGAAGGCGACACAAGACUGAUUAAAUAUGCUUUUUAAGACAAUUAUUUUAUUUGGGCUUAGUAUCGGGGGUUAUUUAAAAAGUGUCGGUUUGCACAAGCUAAUCUCUGGAAGAUUAGUUGGACCUCAGGAAGCGGUUGAUAAACCAAUUAUUGGUUUAUAGCUUUGAGUAGAAGUUAAGAGGCGAGCGAAACCGCGGGACCUGGUUAGUUUGUGUUUUAUAAACGUAUAUAAUACUGGAAAAUAAUUUGAUAACUCGAUUGUCCCACGAGUCAUUCAAAAAUUAAUACUAUCUCUUUUCAUUAUAUUUUAAAGAAAGAGAUAGUUGGAUACAAUUUUCAAUAUGGAAUUAGUAAAGCAUUUUUAUUCUAAUUUGAUAUUAAUAUAAAUGUAUAUUAUUAUUCGAAAUUUAUGGAAAUUAGACUGAUAAAUGAAUUUAUUUUUAUAUGUAUGGAAUUAUUAUGAGAAUAGAAAUAUUAUAUUUCUUAUUAAAGGUGGAGUUGAAAAUGUUUGAGAUAAUGUAUAGAAAAAAGCAAUAAAGAUGACGUUUUUUGCGCGGGAAAUACGUUUCUUUUACAUUUAAAUGAAUCUAAUGUUGAAUUUCGAAUGGAAAAUAUAUAAAAUGUAAUUUAUAAGUUUUUAAUUUGAAAUUAUUAAAAUCCGCACUUUAUAUUCAUAUGUAAUUGAAUAUUAUGUUUAAUAUUUUAAAAUAAGCAAGGUCUAACUGUUACCAAUGCGAUGUUGAAACUUAUUUUAAUAGAUACAUCAAUAAUUUAAACAUUUAUACAGGAUUAAGAAGUUAUUUGAUGAUAGAAGAAUUGAAGUCCUUCCAUUUAUAGUCCACUCAUAAAUUAUUCUUUAAUCUUUUAUUAUUCAUACUAUAAUUUUUCACCAUUUCCCUAGUAUUUUUUUGAUAUUUGCACUGUACCAAAGAAUUUCAAAUAUCGUUCAUUAUUUGUUGCCAUUGGUUGUUAUAAAAUGUAAAUAAGUUUGAAGUUUAGCAAAUUUUAUUAUUAAUUAAUUAUAUAUUAUUUCGGUUGUUGAGAUAUUUGUCGUUUUCGUAUUGAAAUAGUAAAAGUUACUUAUCUGUUCAUUAUGUGCUCAAAAUAGUUGCAUUUAUUUAAAAAUUGUAAUAUUCACUUGAAUUCAAAUUUUAAGAAGUUUACUCGGUAGGAUCGAAAUAUUAAAAAAAUAUAACAUAGCAUUUAUCAUGGUAUCUCAUUCGCACACAUAUUAAUAGUUGAUUGCUGUUCCGCUUACACUUGACGUACGUCCGCCAUAAUAUCAGUUUUUGGCGGGAAUAUAUGCGCGGUAGUAUUAUUGAGUAGUUUAAAAUACUAGACAAAUUAUUAUAAUAUAUUCGAAUUAUUUAUUUUAUGUUAACUGUAGAUAAUUUUAUAAUUGU